Messenger RNA from Schistocerca gregaria, 1896 nucleotides. Its product is annotated as cylicin-1-like. The transcript has a single exon. NCBI's taxonomy places the organism in Eukaryota, Metazoa, Arthropoda, Insecta, Orthoptera, Acrididae. The record is from RefSeq and is a predicted model, not a curated record. The annotation marks the transcript as partial.
UCCCGGUCCAGCCCGCGCAUUUUCUCUGAUGCGCUCUGUCGGGAAUCUGCGGGUCUCCUACGCGUCGCGCCCCCUGCGUUCAGUUUUCCGCCCGAACCUGCAUUUUAGGUGUUUUCUUCCUCACGCUUUGUCUAUUUGGCGCGCCGACACCGCGCGUUUCGCGUCGAUUUUGAGCGAUGUUUUCUAGAGGGCGGAGGUGCAAGGUCGAGUUCGAAGUGAAGGUCGAGAGGGCAGAGGGCUUGCCCUCGGACCUCAAGGGCAAGUCGUUUUACGUCGCCCUGAAACGCGGGCAAGAGUACUCAGGUCACUCUCCGCUGAUGGUCUCGAAGGACUCCGAGAUGAGCGUUGGCCACUCUUUUAAGUUCACGUCGUACUUGGACUGGGCGGAGAAGGCGAAGGGGACGUUUUUGCCGAAGGAGCUGAAGUUCAAGGUUGUCGCGAAGCGCAAGCGCUUUUUGGAGGCGAAGGUGGCCGAGGCGAAGUUUGACUUGUCCAAGCUCGUGAGCAUUGGCGGCGCCAGGAGAGAGGAGGGGAAGCAGCGCAUUAGGUGUUGCGGGAAGAAAGACACGUGUAUUGUGUUGGUGGUGACAUUUAAUGCGAAGGUUUUGAAAAUAGACGGCAAGGUCUUGAAAAAGGUGCCUAGGGUGCCCGAGGAAGGGGGCGGGACGUCGUCUGGAGAUGGGGGCGCGGACGUGGAGGCGUCGCAGGUUGGCAGGGAGCCGCAGAGGGAGAGGCAGUUUGUGAGGGUGAACGACGAGAGUUAUUGUUUGGAGACAGAUUUAGAGAUGAGCGAGCAGCAGGUGAGGUCGCUGGAUGAUUCGUUGAGCGAGAGCGUCUUGAGUUUGAGGGAGUUGGGGGAGGACGAAUUGUCGGAGUCAGAGCCAAUUUUGCGGUUAGAGAAGGGGAAGCGAGGGGAGUCGGGUGUUGACGAGGUGGAGGAGUCGAGUCACGCAGAGCGUGACCACAGGAGCGAAGAAGAAGCGAAGCAAGACCCGCCGAGUGGUCACGAGAACAGCGUGAGCGGUGAAGCUGAGCUCGGACGACUGCAAGGUCGUCGGCGUUCGAAUGAGGGCGCGGAGAGGUGGUUAGAGGAAAGCGCGCCUCAGAGCAAGGUGGGUGAUGAGGUGGCGAAGUUGUCGCUGUCGAGCGACACGGCGCCUUGGGGAGGCGGCAAGGAGAAGUUUAGGGGUUUGCACGAAAGUGACGAUGUGGUGCAGAAGUUGAAGCAGGAAGAGGCCAAAAGAAGGCGGCUUAGCGCGGAUUUGAGGAGCCUUGAUAGCGAAUCGGCUGACAGGUAUGACCAAGUUUGCGCGAAUUCUUUUGGAACAGAGGACUUGGGGAAGGGCGAAAACGCCAAGAAGAAGAAGAAGGGCGCGCUGAAGAGGUUGGGACUUCACUUUUUGUCGAAAGAGAAGUCCAAGAGCUUGAAAUCGGAUCACUCUUCAGAAAAGCCGGUGUUUGACAAACCGGCUCGCGAGGACGCGUCGACGCACCCCAACUCGACGAGGAGUUCGAGGCACUCGUUGAAGAAGUUCGACGAAAGUGAUGCGGAGAAGAGCAAGGUGGAUUCGAGUAGCAUGUCCACGUCUGAGGGUCAGGAGAGUCGCAGUGGGUCUUAUUCGAAGGAGGAUGAGUUGGCAGAAAAGAGUCACGAGUCAUCUUCGACGGAUAAGGACGCGAGGCGCUCGAGCCGCAAGCUGACGUCCAGGCCGAGGAGCGAGAAGGGCGCGAGGGACAGCUUGAAGAAGGGGCGGAAGGAAGAGGAUUUGGAGGAACCGUCGAGAGAUAAGGGCAAGCCUGAUGCGCGGAUGCGGAGGAUCACGUUGGAUCGCAAUUCGCUUGAUGAUGGCGAGUUGAGUUAUAAGACGUCGGACGACAUUGGGGAAUCUGUCUCGC